This is a messenger RNA of Somion occarium, 894 nucleotides long. The record is from the annotation of a GenBank genome assembly. Lineage: Eukaryota; Fungi; Basidiomycota; Agaricomycetes; Polyporales; Cerrenaceae.
AUGAGUACUCCUCUAGAUCCAGAGGACAUCUUGUCAGAAUCCUUGGAGACUCUAUAUGACUACGCACCUAUCACCCUCUCCUCUUCCGGCUCAAGCUACACAUAUACUCCUUCCCCUAACUCCGUGUAUGCACAGACCGCCCGAGGGAGACUAAUGAAAAUUACGCUCAAAACACCAGAAACAGAACCAGAGAACUGGUCACUACAUGCAUCCUCUAUCUGGAUAUCUUCAGUCUACCUCGCCGAUCAUCUUGACGAGUUGCACAUCGAUAAAGAGAUCGCGCACGCUCGAGAUCGAGAAGAGCUUCCACUUCGCGUACUCGAACUCGGAGCAGGUGCAGGGUUACCAAGUAUACUCAUCGCGAAACGUUUCCAGGACGAUGUCUUCGUCGUGGCGAGUGACUAUCCUGACGAUCCCUUGAUCGAGACAUUGUCAGAUAACAUUGUCAAAAACAAGGUUAUGUCAUAUUGUCGACCAGUACCAUAUAAAUGGGGAGCAAAUCCGGAUGAUAUCCUCAAUGUCAUAAGACAUUGUCCCAGGUUCGAAGAGUAUGAACGUGCGACCGCUGAUGACGGUUUUGACAUCGUUAUUGCGGCGGAUACCUUGUGGAAUCCCGACCUCCACCCGUUGUUACUGCAGACCUUGCAGUGGAUGUUGCGGAAGACCGUACUAGCGCGGAUCUAUCUCAUUGCAGGUUUACACACCGGACGUUACCCGCUACAAUUGUUCAUGAAUGCAUUGCCGGCAUAUGGGUUCGAAAUUGAUGAGAUCGAUGAAAGAGAGACAUUGGGAAGUAAAAGGAGGGAGUGGUCUGUUGAGCGAGGCGAGGGAGAAAAUGAAAGAGAAAGAAGAAAAUGGGUUUUAUGGAUAUGCGUAAAGUGGAAAGCAGAAUAG